ACAUGUGUACAUAUAUACCGGUACUUACUUAGACACGCUCUUCGAACAAGAGCGCGUUCCAGAGGUUGUUCCUGCAAGAUACCAUUAACACAUAUAUCAACGCAUUAAAAGUAGUGAGAGAGUGAGAGAGUGAGAGAGAAAAAAAGGACAAGCCCGAAGAACACCAAAAAAGAGAAAAAGCACGAAGAAAGUGAGGGGAAAAUAAGAAUCCGCCCAUAAUGCCAAAACGGAAAACAGCAGACGAGACUCCAACGCUGAGGCGCUCUACACGCCGCAAAGUGACCGCUCCACACGAGAAAAGGCCAGAUGAGAAAGGGGAUGCCAACAAGAAGACAGCGUCAACACCCAAAGCUACCACUCCCAAGUCGAAAUCAAAGACAUCAUCGCCCAAAAGCGUCCAAGCUGAAGUAUCUAAAUCCCCUACAGCCCAACCAGCCACCACCACCAAGAAGAAGCGCAAUGCGAAAUCCACCACCACGCCAGCCACAGAGCUUGUCAACACUGUUGAUAAGACCAGUAAUGCUACAGCGAGUAGUAGUAGUAGCUCCAGCAAUGGCGAUCGGUGGUACUGGCUAAUGAAAGCCGAGCCCGAAUCGCGCUUCGAGAAUGGCGUCGACGUGAAGUUUUCCAUCGACGAUCUCGCUGCUAAGACGGCGCCGGAGCCAUGGGAUGGCAUCCGCGCCUACGCAGCGCGCAACAACCUCCGCGCCAUGAAAAAGGGCGAGCUCGCCUUCUUCUACCAUUCCAACUGCAAGGAGCCCGGGAUCGUAGGCACGAUGGAGAUAGUCCAGGAGCACACGCCUGACCUCUCCGCUCACGACCCCAAGGCGCCCUAUUACGACGCAUCCUCGAAGCCUGCAGAUCCCAAAUGGAGCGUAGUCCACGUCAAGUUCUGCAGCAAGUUCGUCAAGCCUAUAGGGCUUAAAGGGCUGCGGGAGAUGGGCAAGGCGGGACAGCCUCUGGAGAACAUGCAGAUGUUGAAACAGAGCCGUCUUAGCGUAAGUCGGGUAAGUCCCGCCGAAUGGGAUUAUCUGAUGGAUCUUGUUGAAAAACAAGGGGGGGAAGUGUCAGAUAUAUAAACCCAUGCAGCUCUGUUGUCUCGCGGGAU
This is a messenger RNA of Xylaria bambusicola, 1108 nucleotides long. Its product is annotated as DUF55-domain-containing protein. The record is from RefSeq and is a predicted model, not a curated record. Gene Ontology annotation, cellular component: nucleus. The transcript has 4 exons. NCBI's taxonomy places the organism in Eukaryota, Fungi, Ascomycota, Sordariomycetes, Xylariales, Xylariaceae. The coding region runs from base 219 to 1079 and encodes 286 amino acids.